GAGCUUGUUGUUAAGCAUUCCCUGAGGCCAUACAACACACUUCCCCUUUUCUUUCCUUUCCAUUUCCUUUACUCUCUCUCCCUUACUAUCAUCAUGUUAAACACUUCCAACAACCUGUCCAACGAAGAACUCCUAGCCUCCAAUGCUGCUCUCAAGGCCCAAGUUGAGUACUUGGCCAAGCAAGUUGCCCAACUCACUAAGCUCAAGAUGAGCAUGGUGAAUACCCCGGAGGAAAGUGAAGACGACGAAGAAGUUCACCCUGAAGCUAACUCUAGUAACACCACUAGAGAGGAGAGUCAUGAACGAGGAGCUACCGAUUUCAAGGUGGACAUACCAACCUUUGAAGGAAAGAACGAUCCGGAUGACUUUCUAGAGUGGCUAGAAACUGUUGAGCGCGUCUUUGACUUCAAAGAUGUGCCCGCAGAAAAAAAGGUCAAGAUCGUGGCAUUGAAGUUUCGGAAGUAGGCAUCCACUUGGUGGUCCAACCUAUCCACCAAAAGAAGGCGAGAGAAUAAGGCCCCUGUGAAGACCUGGCUUCAACACCUAAGGCAAGGUCCCCGCUCAGUUGAGGACUAUACUCGGGAGUUUGAAGAACUUUUGAUGAGAUGUGAUCUUCACGAAAACGAUUCACAAACAUUGGUACAUUACCUAUUUGGAUUAAACACUCAAAUAGCUA
This is a messenger RNA of Cuscuta campestris, 676 nucleotides long. NCBI's taxonomy places the organism in Eukaryota, Viridiplantae, Streptophyta, Magnoliopsida, Solanales, Convolvulaceae. The record is from the annotation of a GenBank genome assembly.